This is a messenger RNA of Chara braunii, 665 nucleotides long. Lineage: Eukaryota; Viridiplantae; Streptophyta; Charophyceae; Charales; Characeae. The record is from the annotation of a GenBank genome assembly.
GCGUUUUGAGUGGUGGUCAUGCCUUUUGGCCUCACCAACGCCCCGACGACCUUUCAAGCGGCAAUGAGCAACGAGUUUUGUGCGAUGUUGGACCGGUUCGUGCUGGUCUACUUAGACGACAUUCUAGUCUAUAGUCGGUCAUUGGAGGAUCAUCUUGAGCACCUUCGACGAGUGUUGGAGACGCUGCGCGGCGCCAAGUACAAAGCCAACUGCGACAAGUGCGAAUUUGUUUGGCAAGAGCUGGAAUACUUGGGCCAUUUUGUGACACCGAAGGGCAUCCGUCCGUUGUCGGACAAGAUUCAAGCCAUCCAAGAGUGGCAGGAGCUGCUGAACGUCACGGAUGUCCGUUCGUUCCUUGGCCCUGCGGGCUACUACCAACGUUUUAUCAAGGGAUACUCUAAGAUUGCGGCCCACUUGACCAAGCUUCAAUGCGAGGAUCGACCGUUUGACUUCGGGGAGGAUGCGGGGGAUUCAUUUUUUACUCUCAAAGCCGCGCUAUUAUCUGCGGAAAUUUUGCGCAUACACGAUCCGUUAUCGCCAACGCGCGUCGCUACGGAUGCGUCCGACUAUGGCAUUGGUGUCGUCCUCGAACAACACGAUGGCGUGGACUAGCACCCGGUCGAGUACUUCAGCAAGAAAGUGCCCAUCGUGCACUCCAUUGACGA